Molecule: messenger RNA, 3064 nt
Organism: Nyctereutes procyonoides (raccoon dog)
Lineage: Eukaryota; Metazoa; Chordata; Mammalia; Carnivora; Canidae
Gene: SURF4
Product: surfeit 4
Exons: 6
Coding region: 144-953 (269 amino acids)
Biological process (GO): Golgi organization
Cellular component (GO): endoplasmic reticulum; endoplasmic reticulum-Golgi intermediate compartment; membrane
Source: RefSeq, a predicted model, not a curated record
ACGUGGCAGCCGCUGGAGCCGCGGACGAGGAGCGAGGCCGGCCGCCGGGCACUUCCUGUGGAGGCCGCAGCGGGCGCGGGCGCCGAAGGGCCGAGCGCCGAGCGAGCGAGCGAGCCGAGCGAGCCGGGCCUCCCGCCGCCGCCAUGGGCCAGAACGACCUGAUGGGCACGGCCGAGGACUUCGCCGACCAGUUCCUCCGGGUCACGAAGCAGUACCUGCCACACGUGGCGCGCCUGUGCCUGAUCAGCACGUUCCUGGAGGACGGCGUCCGCAUGUGGUUCCAGUGGGGCGAGCAGCGCGACUACAUCGACACCACGUGGGGCUGUGGCUACGCGCUGGCCUCCGCUUUCGUGUUGCUCAACCUGCUCGGACAGCUGACUGGCUGCAUCCUGGUGUUGAGCAGGAACUUCGUACAGUAUGCCUGUUUUGGGCUCUUUGGAAUCAUAGCACUGCAGACCAUUGCUUACAGCAUCCUAUGGGACUUGAAGUUUUUGAUGAGGAAUCUGGCCCUGGGAGGAGGCUUGCUGUUGCUCCUGGCGGAGUCCCGUUCUGAGGGGAAGAGCAUGUUCGCAGGGGUCCCCACCAUGCGCGAGAGCUCUCCCAAGCAGUACAUGCAGCUGGGAGGCCGGGUUCUGCUGGUCUUGAUGUUCAUGACCCUCCUCCACUUUGAUGCCAGCUUCUUCUCGAUUCUUCAGAACAUCGUGGGCACAGCUCUGAUGAUUUUAGUGGCCAUUGGUUUUAAAACCAAGUUGGCUGCUUUGACUCUUGUCGUCUGGCUGUUUGCCAUCAACGUGUAUUUCAACGCCUUCUGGACCAUUCCUGUCUAUAAGCCUAUGCACGACUUCCUGAAGUAUGACUUCUUCCAGACCAUGUCGGUGAUUGGAGGCUUGCUCCUGGUGGUGGCUCUGGGCCCCGGGGGCGUCUCCAUGGACGAAAAGAAGAAAGAGUGGUAACACACCCCUUCCCUGCCUGGCUGAGACCUGUGGCCAUCGAGGACUGGUUCGGGGUGGAUUCGACAAAACUGCCAGCAUUUAUGUAUCCUCUUCCCUUCUCUCCCUUGGUAAAGGCACAGAUGUUUUGAGAAUUUAUUUGCAGACACCUGAAAAUUGAUGGUUAAAUCUGCUCUGGACCCACACCCUAGUAUCCGGCCAUUGGGGCUGGCCAGCUGACCGACAGUACCUCCCCCACCAAGGCAAGGCCUCAGCCUCUCAGAGUGAGUGGCCGGCUGGGCUGUGGUCUCAGUUCCUGUUUUGUUUUGCGGGUGGGGGCCUCAAGCUGUACUGUGAGCAGAUACAUUGGUGUAUCAUUCAAAGUGGUCUCCCUCUUCUUAUUUUUUAAGUUUACGUUUUUAGCCAAAACAAAAGAAUUCGGGAUGGCCCAGCCCAACAUCAAAUACACUGUCAAAGCCCUGGUUUAUUUGAACCGCACCCGUGGCUUCAAGUUGUCCCUGCCUUGCAUUAUAUUACUUGUGGGAAUAGUGACAGCACUUCGAGACCCAAACCCAAAGAAGGAAGCUGUACUGGAGGGGUGGCCGAGGCCGCUGCUCAUGGUGAAGUCCCUCAUCAGAAAGCCAGCUCAGAUUGGUACAGAUUUUUUAGAGAGUAAUCCCCCCAGAGCUUUAGUGGCUCAGGGUGGGGACGGAGGGGCCCGAGGUCCUCCAGCGCCCCAGAACCCGUAGGGAUCCCAGCUCCAACCCUGGCCUGGCCACAUGCCUACAAGUUGGCUCCCCCAUGAGGGGUAUGGGCUGAGUGGCAGCCGCGUGGGGCAGGGCGGCAACAAAGCGGCCUCUCAGACCAGUUACCUCACCCCCGACCUUUACACAGCCUCUGCUGAGCCGCGGGCCUGGCCUGGCUGAGCACCCGCCUGGUUCUCUGGCGGGAGGGAGCAGUUCCCCAGGCUGAGCGGCCGUGACUUACCAUCUUCUCAAGGCUGUCGCUUGCUCAGAGUGUCUACUUGCUAUGCUGAAUGCAGCCCAAAUUACUUUUUACGAUUUGUGAUGCCUUACCGAUUGGAUCUUAAUCCUGUAUUUAAAGUUUUCUAACAUUGCCUUAUACUGUGUUUCUCUUCUUGGGGGUGUGAGCGCCUGUGGCUCUUCUCUGCUCGCUGGACUGUAGCGAACACCACGAGGGGAGAGUGGGACAUCUCUGUGCUUCCCCCCAGUCCUCCCCCAGAACCUCUUGGGGGCAGGCUGACCAAACUCAAGUGAGGACUGAUCAGAGCUUUUCUUUUCUCCUGGUUCAUGAGCGAGGUGUGCAGGCCUCAGGGUCCUGCUCAGGGAUGCUGGGGCCAGUCCCGAGCCAGGAUCCACAUUUCCCAGCCAGACCAGAGCCAGUGUGAGGUGGGGAACCUGCCCCACUUUUGCCUACCUAUGCUCCUAGAACCUUUACUGGCUCCAUAGCCUGGACCCACCAAACCUGAGGGCCACAUGGCACACCUUCUUGAUGCCCCCGCCCUGGUAGAGGCUCACCCCCAGAUGUCCCUAAACCCUCCCCCACGGCCCACUUGCAUGCCCCUUUGGCCUUCUGAAGAUGAAGCAGUGGCUUAUCGGACAGAGGCUUUUUCUACUUCCCGACACUAGGACAUUUACCACACAAAGGGGUUUCUACCUGCUGGGGCCACCUAUUGGCCUACCCCCUCCCCCAUCAGCACAGCACGACAGUCCUAUCAAUCGACACUCAGCCAGGUCCGUUCCUCUGUGACACGGUAUUUGAUGGUACGGGUCCCUCUUGACCCUGUGCUCGCAAGACCUUUUCUUUGUCAGUUUGUAGAAACAGGUGGACCCCAGGAGGCUGACGGGUGUGGUCAGAGGACACCCUCAAUGCUAGGGGGUGUUCUGGCCUCCCGGGGCCCUGCGCAGGCCGGUGCCUGGGACAGGGUAGAUGCCUUUGCAGGGAGGAGAAAAAAAAACUACCAAUUGGCUUUGGCAAAACAAUUUCUGAAAAUUUUUUUGCUUUAUGUGGGAAAUAGGUAUAAAUCUCAUUUUAUGCUGUAUUUUAUAUCUUAGUUGUGUUUGAAAACGUUUUGAUUUUUGAAAACAUCAAAAUAAAUAAUGGCAUUUGUUGUA